CAGAAGGAUAUCGAUAAUUCCUAAAGGAUAAUCAUAUAAUAAUAACAACAUGGUUUACGGAAAUAAAGGUACGGAUUGUCAAGAUUCAGCAAACAAUUAUGGUAAUGUUGAAGCAAGACUUAAAACUUUCAAGUCAAAAUGGCCUCAUAAAUUUAUUUCAAUACGAAUCUUAGCUGAAGCUGGUUUUCACUUCACAGGACCUGAUGAUCGAGUACAAUGCUUUAAGUGUUCUGGUCAACUUCAAAAAUGGGUCUCAACUGAUGAUGCUUUCUCAGAGCAUCGAAAACACUUUCCCCAUUGCCCUUUUCUCAAGACUCAAGAAUUUCAAAGAUCACUUUCCUCAAACGCUGAUCAAGAGGAGGAAAAAGUUGAAACUGCUUGCCUGUGCGGAAUGAUAAGGAGGAGGAGAACAAAGGGCAAAAUAAAAACCUCUUCACUCGAAUUCUCUGACUCAAAUCAAAAUAAAAAAACUUAAUAUGACUCUUGUCAAAUUAUUGCGCAAUUAUUAUUAAUAUAUGAUAAGUAAUAAAUCUAUUAAUAGAAUAUUAUAUGAUGUUUCAGUGAUAUAUCGCGAAAAACAAUAAUAAAAGAAUCACGUGAACAGAAUUUAUACGAACGUCUCUCUUUUUUUGUUUAUCAAGAAUCUUCAAUCUAGUUUAAAUCUUAAUCUGAUCUAUUUUUUGUUAUUACCGUUUUUUUCAUAGGAAUAACUCUAUUUACAACGUUAAGUAUUUUUUUCAACUGAAGUAUAAAGAUGACUUUUCAUAAUGUUUCCCUGCAGUUAUAACCUUUUAAACGUUAUAUAGAUA
Molecule: messenger RNA, 809 nt
Organism: Dimorphilus gyrociliatus
Lineage: Eukaryota; Metazoa; Annelida; Polychaeta; Dinophilidae
Source: the annotation of a GenBank genome assembly